AUGAGCUGGAAACAAUUGAGCAUUUACUGUUUUUCUGUAAUUGGACCACAAGUGUCUGGUUUGGAAGUGUGCUAUGCUAUCGGGUUGAUAGGCAAAGUAUCACCACUAUCGAUGAGUGGCUGCUUGGAGUGGUGUGCUUUUGUUUUUGAAGGAAAAAAUGUGUGCCCAAAACAAACAAUUGCUUGGGGCAGAACUCAAGCAGUAGAACUACUGGAGGUUGUCAAGCUACAUAGGCAUGGUGCGGAGGAACCUAGCUCGCGGGGGUCCGAAUCUAUUCAGAGGUGGCUCCCUCCCCCCCAAGCUACUCUUAAGCUAAAUGUGGAUGCGUCCUGGGACAAGAAGACUUUAUUCACAGGUCUUGGAGCGGUCAUUCGUGAUGAGCAUGGUGCUUUUAUUAGGGGAGCGGGAAAGUUUAGACUAGCCUCUUCUCCUAUUGAAGCUGAAGCUUUUGCAGCUUUACAUGGUCUGCAGGUCGCCUCAGAUUUGGGUUGUAUCCACCUUGAGUGUGAGUCUGAUUCAAAGGAGCUGGUUCAAAGUGUUAGUGGUUGUUUUCAAAAAGGUAAAUGGACAAUCUACCCAAUCCGUGCUGCUUUAAGGGAGAAGAGUAGACUGUUUGGCUCUUGCAACUGGAAGUGGAUUCCAAGGAAUGCAAACAGAGCAGCGGAUGCUGCAGCUUUAGUAGCGAAGAGGAAGAUGUGCGAUGAGGUCUGGAUCAGUAGACCCCCAUCCUCCCUGGUUUUCGUGCUCCAUAACGAUGGUCUUCCUUGUCCUCCACAAGUGUAA
Molecule: messenger RNA, 783 nt
Organism: Prunus armeniaca (apricot)
Lineage: Eukaryota; Viridiplantae; Streptophyta; Magnoliopsida; Rosales; Rosaceae
Source: the annotation of a GenBank genome assembly